This is a messenger RNA of Lingula anatina, 1173 nucleotides long. RefSeq lists its product as uncharacterized. Lineage: Eukaryota; Metazoa; Brachiopoda; Lingulata; Lingulida; Lingulidae. The record is from RefSeq and is a predicted model, not a curated record.
CCUGUUUUACCUUAGCAACCGUGAUAGCUUUGACCUAUAAAAUCCCAUGAAGAUUAAGAGGAGAAUAAUUAGUGCCUAGCAUGAACGAAUAGGGAUUACAUUACAUUUGUCCUUGUUCGAGACCUCAAAUUCAAGAUGUCAGAUGCAAGGAGCGACAGUAAUGUCAAUCAUGUGACGAGAACCAACCAGUUGGAAGCCAGUCGCGUACUGACAGUAACCAUAGUGACAUGUGUUCUGGUUGCGAUAAUUGCGCUCAUCAUCUCAGCCGUCGCAAUCUCCAACCCUGCUGGCUCCGACAUAGCAGUCCAGGGUACAACGGCAAAUAUUCAGCAAAAUCAGCCUCCCAGUAGGGCCUAUGACGCCAUCAACCGAUAUCAGGCCUCAAACAAAAGGAGAAUUUACACAAUUGCCGUUGGAUAUGAUACUGGGCCUUAUGUAUAUAAAGACGUCAGCGGAUUUCCAAUUGGAUUCAUUCACGACUUAAUAGACGCAGUCUGCCUGGAGGCGGAUAUGGAUUGUAGGACGGUCACGGACCAAUCCACCAAUUGUAUGAUCUCGGAGAGAGGGCAGCCGAUGCGCGGGGGGCAAGGACUUAUGGGAGGUUGGUACGACGCCUGCACAGGAUGGCUGGCCACACGUCAACGGAAGCAGAUUUUCGAAUUUUCGAAGUCGUUUCUGAAACCUCUUGAGCCCCAUUUCUACGCCUUUCCUGGAUUUAAUCCAUUCAAUAUCACUGGGAAGAAAAUGGGACUGGUAAGCGGGGGUUUCACUAACGAAGCCUGCCUAGCUGGACUAGACCAAGUGGCUGGAAGAGACGUCCCGCACUCCAACAUUUUCCAUGCACACACGCCUGACGACCUCGUGGCUAUGAUCCUGAACCGCACUGUAGACAUGGGGUUUAUCAUGAGGUCUGUGAUGGAUAUCAAAAUAUCUGGCACUAAUAUCCAACGGUAUCCAGAGUACCCCCUCUUCUGUAAGAAUGCCGGAGCAUCAGCGAUGAUGACCCGUAAGGAUAAUGACUUCAACACUAAGUGGAAUGAAGGGUUUGAGAAGCUUGUUUCUUCGGGGCGUUUCAAACGCUUAUGUGAAAAGGCAGAAACUGAGCACGGUCACCGCGGUGAAAUUAUUGCGCGGAUGCCUAAACAACAACAUACAGCGUCACCUUCGCCUUGA